AUCUGCAGGAUAGAAAGCGUGUCUCAUCUGAGCGAGCUGCGAGUGUUGAACCUGGCAGGAAACAGCGUCUGCAGAGUGGAGAACCUGCAGGGUCUGCACCGUCUCACUGAACUCAACCUGCGACACAACCGCAUCUCCGCUGUGACUGAGGUGGACCUCCUGCCCUGCUUGCAGUGCCUCUUUCUCAGCUGCAACAUCAUCACCAGUGUCGAUCAGCUAGCCUGCCUCGGAGAGUCGCACUCCCUUUCUGAGCUCACCCUGGAUGGGAAUCCUGUAGCCCUGGAGACAUGGUACAAGCAGGCCGUCCUGCGCUGUGUGCUUCAUCUGAAACAGCUGGACAUGAAGCGCAUCACAGACGAGGAUCGGCGCAUGGCUGGUGUACAGGCUCGAAAGGAGGAGGAGAGGAAGAGGGAGGGUCACAAGCAGACCAUUCAUAAGGAGAAGCGGCGCCUGGCGAUCCGUAAUGCGGCGCAGCAGUGGGAGGGGGUCAGGGCCAGCCUGGAGCUGCCACCAACAAAUGGUGCUAAAGAGGAAGUGAGUCCGGAGAACAGCCCCGCCCACAGCCCUGCGCAGACCAAUGGCCUCGCACAGGAGCCGUCUCCAGAUGAACCCAGGCGGGUUAGCCCAGGUUCAGGACCAGAGCGACCGCCAAUGGGAAUGGAGAACCGACUCCGGACCAACAGCCGUCCAAACAGCCCACGGGAUCCUAAGCUGGUGGAGGCGGGCAGUGUGCAGAGCCUCUCUCUCUCCGACAGUCACCUGGCGGAGCUGGACGGAGAGACGCUGCGGUUGUUCGGCCCCGGAGCCCUGGAGGCCCUGGAGCGAGGCUGGGGGGUCCAGACCGCCAGCGCUGUCACUGUUAUAACUUUCCGCUACAUCAACUUUGACGCCAUCAUACCAACACUGCCGCGAAUUAGGGUCAAGUUCCCCAAUCUAUCGCACAUGAUCUUCCAGGAAACCAACAUCUGUCGUCUGCCUCAGCUGGCGGCUCUGGCUCAGGUGAGGCGUCUGGACCAGCUGACCAUCCACGAGGGGGGGAACCCGGUGGCCAGCCUGGCUCUGUGGCGCUCCUUCCUCAUCUACCGCCUGCACCACUUCAACCUGCAGAGGAUCAACGGCCAGGAGGUGACCAUGAACGAUGUGAUCGCUGCAGAGCGUGUGUUUGGGACUCUGGGUCAUAUAGCAGCCACUGAAACUCCUCGCUGCCGCCUCCUCCUGCUGCUGGAGGUGUCCCGGAAGCGCCAGCUGCAGUUCCUGUUGGAGGGGCGCGGCCGGCGUGCAGGACUGAGUCCGGAGGAGCUGCGGGACAACGGGAAGCUGCUGGGAGAAGGCCUGAGCCGAGCGCUGUUCAACUACCCCAGCAGAGACUGCAGCGCUGCAGAGAGCCCGGAGGAGGGCACUUUGGAGUCGUCGGAUCGCGCCGCCAUGAUACAGCAGUACCUCCAGGAUCUGGUCCAAAGGGCGUCAGAGACCAACCUGAAGGGGGAGGCCCUGCACAAGCUGUGGCCCUCCAUGUUCGCAGAGAUGGUGACGGACAGUGUGUUGGAGAUGAGGGACCAAGCGGCCUUCCGGAAAACCAGCCUUGCAAAACUCUCCGGGACCAAGUGAAGAGGACUGAGGCUGACACUACGACCACACACACAUGUGGACAAACCAUUAUUAACACAUCAUCACUUUGUGACUAAUCACUAUCAGUUAUUGAAAUGGUUGGAAUCAGAAAGUGUGUGGGGAGAUCUUUCAGAUGGAUAUAUGUAGAUUGUUUAAAAGAAGAAAUUAUCGUGAUUGAAUGUAGAUUUUCACUCAAAGCUCGGAGCUGUAACAUACUUGAAGAAAGUCAAAGGGACGUAUGGACUCAGUGCAUUGUGGUCCUCUGCACUUUAAACAUCUUUCUGAAUGACCCCCCCCCCCUCCGCACCAUUACUGUCAUCAGCUGAAAAUGACCGGCGUCUCUUUUGUCGAGACCAGAAUGAUUUUUCAUGUCUUAAUUAACGUGUCAUGCAUCUCACUUUCUCCUGCCUGACGAGGACCUUCCUUUGUUUACCACUGAUCUUUCUGUCUUGUACUUAGAAUUAAACAAUUCUGUAUUAACACUCA
Gymnodraco acuticeps is the source of this 2094-nucleotide messenger RNA. RefSeq names its product leucine-rich repeat-containing protein 49-like. The record is from RefSeq and is a predicted model, not a curated record. Gene Ontology annotation, molecular function: protein binding. Lineage: Eukaryota; Metazoa; Chordata; Actinopteri; Perciformes; Bathydraconidae.